UCAGCUUGCAUACAUUCUAUUUCUUUAAAGUACAACACUAAAUAUAAUUCUGAUGUUGUUAACACAAUUCAGAAUGACCUUACUCCUUUUGGCGCAAAAAUUGUCAUAGAACAAUUUCUUCUCUAUCAGAAAACUCACUAUCUUUUUCAAAGUUCUCUAACUUCUCCUAACACAUACAUUUUGUCAUCAUCAACACCUGGCUCUUCUUCGUACGACUGCACUAUUGAUUCCUGUUCUUGUGAUUUCUUCUUUAAAUUCCAUUUACCUUGUCGACACAUAUUUGCUCUACGGUCUAAUCUUUGUCUGCCACUCUAUCAUUGCAAUAAUGAACGCUUUAAAAGCACUCCUGUCAAUCCAGUUCUUCAUGUCUCUAAUGAUCACAGUAUCACACAUGAAAUCAUUCCAAUGAGAAAUUCCAGCACUCCUGAGUCCCGUUACCAUCUUACUAGAGAAAUAACUAAGGACAUCGAAUCUUUCUUUCCUUUAUUGGGGGAGCAUGCCUUUCAAACUGCAUUACCUCAUCUCAACAGAGUUUUCUCCCUCAUUAAAUCUGACCGUGCUGUAGCUGUAAACUGACCUUUCGGAGUUACCUGAGCCCGCUUCCUCCAUGUCCUCUGAAAGCCUUGGUGCUGCUGUCUUGACCACUUUGUCUCUACCACUACCACCUCCUUCUCUGUCUUCUGAAAGCCUCGAUGCUGCUGUUAUGCCCAAUUUGACUCUGCCACCUCCCUCUCUGUCUUCUGACAGUCUUGGUGUUGCCUCCUUGCCCACUGUGUGUGAAUCUACUUCAUCAGUGUCGUCUGAAAGCCUUGGUGCUGAUUUUGUUAUCGCUGUUUCAUCCCCUGCUGUAUCAUCUUUUGGAUUUUCUAGUGUUAAACUGUCCCAGGUCAAAACAAAAGGUAGACCUAGACAGACACAGGCUUUUACCAGGAGGUACAGCAAAAGAAAAGCUUGUCCACAGGUCUACAAUUCCAGAUUAAGGGAAGUCAAGAGGCAGAUGCUUCUGUCGGGAUGUCUCAUAGAUUUAACUGCCCUUCCUCCUUACUCCGUAUGUAAUAUAAAGUCAACAGAAGACAUAUCGGUCUUUGCCAAUGACAGCAUUUCCUUUUCAUUUAUUGAAAAUCUCUUUGUUCAAGAGGCAUGGGCGAUUCUGCAGGCCAGAGUUGCAGAAAAAAAAAGAGAAAGACCUUUUUACCUGCAAAUCUUGUGCAGAAAGGGACAAUGGGGAGUUUAAAAUGAUUGAGUGUGAGGGGUGUUUAGAGUGAUACCACUACCAUUGUGUUGGUUUGCGUACCAAUUCUAAACCAAAUAAAUGGUUUUGCAUUGCUUGCUGGGGGUAAUUUUUUUUAUUAUUGUAAUGUCAUUCAAACACUUUUAUUGCUUUUAAAUCACACUGUACGAUUUGUUUAUUUCAUGUUUGCUAUAUGAGUCCAUCUACUAGCUCAGAUUAAGUGCAUUUGUGGCAAUUUGUAUUGAUUACUUUACCUUCAUGAAAACUUUCUUUUGUUGAUAAAAUUAAAUUUCACACAUCAGUGAAAAUUGUUUUGGCAAUCCUUUGUAAAGUUUUGUGAAAAGUUUGGCAAUUGUAAAAUUAUUUACAUUACGAUAUAAGCCUGCUUGUGAAUAAGCUGUUCUAACUGUAUAUUAUGAUAUAGGCCUGCUUUUGUAUAGUAUAAGCUGUUCUAACUGUACAUUAUGAUAUAGGCCUGCUUUUGUAUAGUAUAAGCUGUUCUA
Molecule: messenger RNA, 1734 nt
Organism: Lymnaea stagnalis (great pond snail)
Lineage: Eukaryota; Metazoa; Mollusca; Gastropoda; Lymnaeidae
Source: the annotation of a GenBank genome assembly